UUCCGAAGCAUCCCUCCUGCUCACCCUGACCUGCUCCGUCCACCAUCUGCAAUGGAGACGGCCGAACGCAGUUCCACGGAGUCGAGGCGCGCACACGCUUGACAUCGAUUCAAACAAGCGGCAGCACGCUACGCCUGACUCGCGCGUGAAGCGCUGGCAACAAAAUCUGGCACGCAACACAGCGCCCCCGCUGGCUGGCCGUCCCCUGCCUACUCCACCGACCGACUGCUCCGGCUUCUUCUGCCACCAUCCCUCCUGCUCACCCUCGACUCCUCUAUUCACUAUCGGCAAACUGCUGAUCGCGGCGUCACGGAAAAAAGGCGCGCACACGCUUGCCAUCGAUCAAAACAAGCGGCAACGCGCCAAGCUUGACGACCAUUCGGACGACCUGGCAGCACAUUGCUUUGCAGGUGGGAGUAGGGAGGAGGAAGAGGAGGAAACCGCGGGGGGGGGAGGGGGGGGUGCGAGGGCCCGCGCCGAUCGGCAAAACAGUGAACAAGGAAUCGAUCACGAGGCGUCAAGAGUGCACGGCCUGCUUUCCCCCCUCUGCAGGCGAAGCGCGCCGCACAGGCUUUUCCUCUUCUGCGUGUCGUGGCGGGGCGGGCGGAGCCCAGCUGCCUGGGCCGCGUCUUCUGCGACGGCCGCUCGGCCGAGCCGCUCCUGGGCCCCACAGCCUGAAGACGCUCCUAGUGCCACCCGCUGCGGCCCCCACCAGCAGACCCAGGAGGAGGAGGAGGAAGGAGGAGGAGGAGGAGGAGGAGGAGGAGGGAGAGGAGGAGG
Messenger RNA from Prorocentrum cordatum, 780 nucleotides. Lineage: Eukaryota; Dinophyceae; Prorocentrales; Prorocentraceae. The record is from the annotation of a GenBank genome assembly.